Molecule: messenger RNA, 2827 nt
Organism: Megalops cyprinoides (Indo-Pacific tarpon)
Lineage: Eukaryota; Metazoa; Chordata; Actinopteri; Elopiformes; Megalopidae
Product: heat shock protein HSP 90-alpha 1-like
Exons: 12
Coding region: 255-2465 (736 amino acids)
Biological process (GO): protein folding; cellular response to heat; protein stabilization
Cellular component (GO): plasma membrane; cytosol; myelin sheath
Molecular function (GO): ATP hydrolysis activity; ATP binding; ATP-dependent protein folding chaperone
Source: RefSeq, a predicted model, not a curated record
UUCUCAGAGAGGUCUUCGAGAAAGCCAGCCCCGGUUAUAAAAGCCGCCAUCGGGCCACAGGACCCUCAGAAUACUCGAAGAACCUUCACCUGAACCAGGAGAGGUAUCGCAAAAGAGCGAGCAAGCAACCCUCAGCACAUUGAAACUCAUUCUUAAACUUUCAGCAAGUGGGCAAUCGUUUGCAUGGCUCUCUGCAUGCAAGAGGAGCAGGCAACUGACUGUGGAUUCUACUACAGAGCGGUGGAGAGGAAAAGAUGGCAGAUAGAGCACACUGCUGUGUGACCAGGAUGCCAGAGAACGCCAGCAUGCACACAGAGGAGGAGGUGGAGACCUUUGCCUUCCAGGCGGAGAUCGCCCAGCUGAUGUCCCUGAUCAUCAACACCUUCUACUCUAACAAAGAGAUCUUCCUCAGGGAGCUCAUCUCCAACUCCUCAGAUGCUCUGGACAAGAUCAGAUAUGAGAGCUUGACGGACCCCAGUAAACUGGAGUCCUGCAAGCAGCUGAAGAUUGAGAUCAUUCCUGACCAACUAAACCGCACACUGACCCUCAUCGACACUGGCAUUGGGAUGACCAAGGCCGACCUGAUCAACAACCUAGGCACCAUUGCCAAGUCAGGCACCAAGGCCUUCAUGGAGGCCCUGCAGGCUGGGGCUGAUAUCUCCAUGAUUGGCCAGUUCGGUGUGGGCUUCUACUCUGCCUACCUAGUGGCUGAGAAGGUGACUGUCAUCACCAAGCACAAUGAUGACGAACAGUACAUCUGGGAGUCUGCUGCUGGAGGCUCCUUCACUGUCAAACCAGACAAUGGUGAGCCUCUUGGCCGUGGUACUAAAGUCAUCCUGCAUCUCAAGGAAGAUCAGUCAGAGUACGUAGAAGAGAAACGCAUCAAAGAAAUUGUGAAGAAGCACUCCCAGUUCAUUGGCUACCCCAUCACCCUCUUUGUGGAGAAGCAGCGAGAGAAGGAGGUAGAUUUGGACGAGGGUGAAAAGGAAGAGGAGGCGGACAAGGACGCCGCAGCUGCAGACAAGGACAAGCCCAAGAUCGAGGACGUUGGCUCAGACGAGGACGAGGACACAAAAGAGGGGAAGAACAAGAGGAAGAAGAAGGUCAAGGAGAAGUACAUUGAUGCCCAGGAGCUGAACAAGACCAAGCCCAUCUGGACCCGAAACCCUGAUGACAUCACCAAUGAGGAGUACGGCGAGUUCUACAAGAGCCUGACCAACGACUGGGAGGACCACCUGGCUGUAAAGCACUUCUCAGUGGAGGGCCAGCUGGAGUUCCGUGCCCUGCUCUUCGUCCCCAGGAGGGCUUCUUUUGACCUGUUUGAGAGCAAGAAGAAGCGGAACAACAUCAAGCUGUACGUGCGCAGAGUCUUCAUCAUGGACAACUGUGAGGAGCUUAUGCCCGAGUAUCUGAACUUCAUCAAGGGCGUGGUGGACUCCGAGGACCUUCCCCUGAACAUCUCUAGAGAGAUGCUGCAGCAAAGCAAGAUCCUGAAGGUGAUCCGCAAGAACCUGGUGAAGAAGUGCCUGGAGCUCUUCACUGAGCUGUCCGAGGAUAAGGACAACUACAAAAAGUACUACGAGCAGUUCUCCAAGAACAUCAAGUUGGGCAUCCAUGAGGACUCUCAGAACCGUAAAAAGCUGUCUGAGCUGCUACGUUACUACACCUCCACCUCUUCAGAUGAAAUGGUAUCACUGAAGGACUAUGUGUCCCGCAUGAAGGAGAACCAGAAGCACAUCUACUACAUCACAGGGGAGACAAAGGAGCAGGUGGCUAACUCAGCUUUUGUGGAGCGCCUUCGUAAGGCUGGCCUGGAGGUGAUCUACAUGAUUGAGCCCAUUGAUGAGUACUGCGUACAGCAGCUGAAGGAGUUUGAUGGGAAGAACUUGGUGUCUGUGACCAAAGAGGGCCUGGAGCUGCCAGAGGAUGAGGAGGAGAAGAAGAAGCAGGAGGAGCUCAAGACUAAAUUUGAGAACCUCUGCAAGAUCAUGAAGGACAUCCUGGAUAAGAAGAUUGAGAAGGUCACAGUUUCCAACCGCCUGGUGUCUUCCCCCUGCUGCAUUGUCACCAGCACCUAUGGCUGGACCGCAAACAUGGAGAGGAUCAUGAAAUCUCAGGCCCUCAGAGACAACUCCACCAUGGGCUACAUGACUGCGAAGAAGCACCUGGAGAUCAACCCACAGCACCCAAUCGUUGAGAUGCUUAGAGUUAAGGCAGAAGCUGACAAGAAUGACAAGGCAGUGAAGGACCUGGUCAUCCUGCUCUUUGAGACCGCCCUGCUGUCCUCUGGCUUCACGCUGGAGGACCCCCAGACACACGCUAACCGCAUCUACAGGAUGAUUAAGCUUGGUCUAGGAAUUGAUGAUGAUGAUGCUAUAGUGGAGGAUAUCAUUCAGCCUUGCGAUGAGGACAUGCCUGUUUUGGAGGGUGAUGAUGACACAUCACGGAUGGAGGAAGUUGACUGAAAACACUCAGAAAGUAUUUUUUUUUUUUUUUUACUUUUUAGUUUGUGAAACUUUUUCUUGAACAUUCUUUUUUAUUUAUUUAAUUUACUGUCAAUAUCAAAGGACUAAAACAGAGAGAGUCUACAUGAUAAUUUGUUGUUAUUGUAAGAUAUUACUACUCUGUUUAGAUUUAAUGUGUUGGUUUGUAUUUUACCCUUACACAAUUUUGAGACACAUGCUACGACGCUAUAAAUGUCUAAGAAAGCAGUAACUGACUAAUAGGGAAUUGACCUACUUGACUUGUCAACAUUUUUUAAAUUGUGAAGCAUUUUUCUAUGCAAAUAUGUCAUGAGUAUUUAUAAUAAAUUAAUUUUAAAAUGAAA